Ornithodoros turicata is the source of this 1630-nucleotide messenger RNA. RefSeq names its product ras-related protein Rab-37-like. Gene Ontology annotation, molecular function: GTPase activity; GTP binding. Gene Ontology annotation, cellular component: synaptic vesicle; plasma membrane; endosome. Gene Ontology annotation, biological process: protein secretion; protein localization to plasma membrane; vesicle-mediated transport. NCBI's taxonomy places the organism in Eukaryota, Metazoa, Arthropoda, Arachnida, Ixodida, Argasidae. Bases 258 to 824 code for a protein of 188 amino acids. The record is from RefSeq and is a predicted model, not a curated record. The transcript is spliced from 8 exons.
GGUAGUUGUCAUUUCACCUGGUGAUGGCGAAUCACAAGACCAAAGUCGUGAUCGUCGGUGCAGUUGGCGUCGGAAAAUCAUGUACGGUACUGCCGACAUUCCAGCGCCGCGCGAAUGCUCAACAGGCUACCUUCCCAAACGAGCGUGCUUUAUAGCGAAAGCUGGAAAGUGACUCGAAGAGGAGGACUCGCCACCUCUGGAUAUCGCUCAGCGACACCGCAUCUAGCACCUCUGCUUCCAAUUUCCUCAAUACAUUCAUGAAGAACGAGGGGACCACAGAAGAGUUUCUAGCAAUUGUUCGGCCAACAGUUUCUCCGGACAUUGUCAAAAGGACGGUCGACGUCGAUGGAACAGAACUGCGUCUUGAAAUAUGGGACACCUCUGGAGAAGAGUGGAGGUGCAAAGAUCUUUCCAGCACUUUCUACCGCAAGGCGAAUGCGACGAUUGUCAUGUACGACGUUACAAAUCCUUCCAGCUAUAGGGAAAUUAACUUUUGGGCAGAUCAGGCCAGACGCAUGUCUGGGAACGACAACCUGGUGCUCACAUUAGUCGGCAAUAAAAUUGAUAUGAUGACAUCCAGGAAAGUGGCGUCUGGAGACGGAAAAAUGUUGGCAAAUAAAUUUGGCAUGGACUUCUAUGAGGCAUCAUCUCGUGACAAGCUCUCUGUGGAUCACGUCUUUUUCAGCAUUGCGAGAAAGUAUGCUAUUGCAAAGCGUGCAGGUGUCUUCCACACAAUGGAGAUGGAGGCAGAACAAACGUUGACGCUGUCCGCAUCGAACACUCCAAAGGAAGGGCAUGUUCGCCGGCGUAAGAAAUGUUGCUGACAGUGAUACACUCCAAAACCUUAUCCUACAUUAUCAUCUCGCAUUGCAUCGGGGGCAUUGAUGAGGUAUCUUCGCCAAUCAUCCUGGUGGUUUCCAUUGUACAAGGAGCAUCCCAGUGAAGGCUACGGAGGGAAGUUCUCUCGGACUACUCAAAUCCCAGAGCAAGAGGGACAGCACUCCCCCUCUCCUGUACCACCAUCGUAUUUCCCCUCGCUUUUCCCCUUCCUUGGUGCACCCAGCUACAAACCCAGAGAAGUCAGGCUAAGCUCACAUUCCCCCACGUGCCACCCCCCCCCCCCCAUUAUAUCGCCACAUGCUCAUGACGUAUUAAGAAGGCAUGCCGGAUGCGUCGUACAGCAGUGACCUUCCUAUCCAUCAAUAAAUCAUAGUAGCCUCAAUUCAACCACCGCCCUGGUCCAUCAUGUUGAAUAUCUGUUGCACCAAACCGAUUCCCAGAACGUCCUCCUCACUCCCUCACCUCUUCUUCUUCUACCCCCUAACCUAUAGUCAUAGUUCGCUACAUACUCCCGCAUUACAGUCUAUACGUCCGGGAAUGGUAAGGGUCCCUUACCCCUUACGUCGUCCCUUACUAAGGGACGACGUUUCCAAUGGAGGCCCUUAAAGUGGUACUUCCCCAAGCAGCAGGCCAAUAUUGGUCCAAUAUAUGGGCUGCCAAUAUGGGACCAAUAUAGGCUGCCAGUAUUGGAAAGCCCAUUUUUUCCAUAUUGGGCCAAUAGUUCAGUGAUAACACAAAUGGGGAAUCCGUGUAAUAAUAAAGCAUUAUCCGGUAUAAUAUCCACCACUGA